AUGUCGGAAAAAAAGCAACCGAAACGUUACAAGACUAGAUUUAUUCAAGUGAACUUCCGGGCGCUUGUUGCAAGAACCGGUAAGGAUGCCGGCACCGAGGCGUCGCCUGAGGAAAUCGAAGCUGCGGGCAAGGGGCAAUCUGCAGGUCUGAUUGAAAGACCCGCAAACGACUACGCCGCGUUGAAGUUGACAGGCGAAAUCUUUGAGUCACUGAACGAAAUGCUUCACUGCAUUGCUGCAAACGACGUGAAGGUAGUCGAAUUGCUUGCGAACGUGAGCAAGGUCUUCCUCAAUCCGAACGCAAAAUUCAUCUUGACGACGGGAGUCAUUGCACCAUUGCCACAAGAGCCUGAAGACCUGGAAAAGCUACAGCAUUUGGAACGUACCUUGGAUGCUGCCAUGAAAGCACCAGAGAUAGUGGACAACCCGAGCAAGAAGCGCUUACUUGAGGAGGUGCAGAGCGCAAUGAAAAGCUGCACUACCUUACGGUUGUAUACCCUGGGCUACGUGUAUCAUGUUGUUGGUCACAACGUGAGCAUCGACGAAAAAGACUCGACGACGUUACUGCAGCAGUUACUUGAACGAGGCAUGGUUCAUCCAGACGAGGUGACUGAGAUCGUGGAUCAGCUGAGAGCUCUAGGAAAGGCGCGACUGACUGUUCGCGACAUAACGCACACUUUGCAGUACAGAAUGCUGGUCACACAAGACGGACGGAUAGCUUCGAUGCGCCUGAUGAUGGCCGGCGGAGUGUACCAGAAGCCGGUCACCGAGGCGAAGCCGGAGGCAAUCGACUAUCUGAUACUUGGCCUCAUGAACGAGGUAUACAACUGCCUGUGCGAGAGACACGAUCUGGCAAAGUCCAAGGAUCUGCCGCUCAUGGAGUUGCUGCGCGACCUGAACCGGAUAUUCCUCGGCGUCGAAAAGAAGCUAUCUACGUUAGACCGUAGCGACAUCGAUCGUCUACUUGGAGCAAUCGAGUUGCUCAUGCAAAUACCUGAGAUUGCGAACGACCCAGACAAAGUGCGGAUCCUCCGCAAAGUUAUGGCGAUCUUGAAGCAACACAAAGCACUACCGCAAGAUGAACUAUCGAAUGUGAAUCACUCUCUUGGUGGAAAAGUGACGUUCACCAAUGAGCAUCUUCCUUCAGUGCUGAAGGGGCUAAAGGAUCAAAGGGUGAUUCAUCCAGAAGAGGUGCCGCUGCUGACAAAUCAGAUAAGGGAGAAACGGCUGGAGGAAAUCAGCAUUAUGGAACUUGUACAGACAAUUGGACCGGAAUUGGUACUUGCAAAUGACGGCCGGGUAGCGACUAAACGGGCUCUCGUGACUGCUCAGCCACCUGCCGCUGUAGAAGUCCGAAAGCCUGCCGCCGACUAUGCGACAGUGAAGCUAUUGGGAGAACUGUAUCAGGCGCUGAACGAAAUUCCGGACAUUAUCAAAACCUACGAGGACAGGCAGCUGGUCAGCGUGCUGCAGCAGCUGAGCAGUGUGUUCUUGAAGCCGGAAACGAGAACUUCUUUGGAAAGUGACAAAAGCCGAGUGAUCGGACACUUGUUGAAAGCACUCACAAAGGGUCAGUCUUUGUUUCUGUCCGAACUGGCCGAUGUAUUUAAUGCCCUCGGUGCAACAGUGACGGUCUCGGGCAAGAAUUUGCAGCGGUUCUUACAGAAGUUGUACGAACGUGGCGUGAUUCACCAGCACCAGGUGACGACUUUGAUAAACCAGCUGACGGGCAAGGCCGAAGUGACCAUGCAGGAUAUCUGCCAUUGUAUCCUUCCUCUGCUGAUGGUCAGCAGUGAGGAACGAGUGACCAUGGCUGCAGCUCCAGCUGCUGUUCCAAAGGUAAAAGUGGCAUUUGCAAAAGUCCCGCAAGUUUCUGUGGAUUACCGGCAAACGAAAAUGACUGGCGAAUUGUAUUCAGCUUUGCAAGAAAUUCCUGAAGCCGUACAACGCCAGCAUCAUCCUCUCGUCCAAAUAAUGGACUCUGUGAACCUCGUUUUUAUGACAACGGGACUGCGACUUCCGUUGGUUCUGGGCCAAGUAACCGAUUUGUUUCAAGGACCGGAGGACAGGCAAAACAUCCAGAAAUUAGAGAAAGCGUUGAAGGCAGCCGGCGAUUCACCGGAGAUUUCUAAAGACGCAGAGCAAAUGGGCAUCAUUGGUCGGAUGUCAGAAGCUAUCCAGAAGGAAAAGACCUUGCUGUUGAAUCUGUUAGAGGAAGCGUUCCUCGUUCUUGGUCGCGAAAUCAGAAUCACACAAAAAUUCAUUCCGCUUAUGUUGGAGAAAUUAUUCUACCGAGGCCUGAUUCAUAGGGACGACGUGGCCGUUCUUCUGGCAAUGCUGAAGAUCCCGCCAUCGGGUAUGAGGGUAGGCGAUAACAGCAUGCCGUUGCCCACCCCUGAACAGCCGGUAGUCGAUUACGGUACUCUGAAGCUGAUGGGCGAGCUGUGCGAGACGAUGUACCGAUUUCGCCCUGCUCUGCGAGAGAACGACAAGCAGUGGGUGGAGCUGUUCCGCGGAGUGAACCAAUUGUUGCUACAGUCGAGGUACAGGGACGCCCUCGAAUUCGACGUUGUCGAACAUUUAACGGUCCGUGCCGCCAAGGGCAUCCAAGAUCUGUGCUCUCUGCUCAAAGCCGUACAGCAAAAUCCAGCGCCACUGGAGAGGCUCAGCACUCUGCCACGUAUUCCCUCUCACGUGAUUCCGUGCUUUGGCUGUCGUUACCAGCUGUCGACGAACGAGCACUGA
Molecule: messenger RNA, 2745 nt
Organism: Soboliphyme baturini
Lineage: Eukaryota; Metazoa; Nematoda; Enoplea; Dioctophymatida; Soboliphymatidae
Source: the annotation of a GenBank genome assembly